GUAGACCCCUAUUACACACAUUCUUCCUCUGUCAGCCGGCAGAACAGGAGCUAGAGGAAAGACUACAGUUCUCUGGCUGAGCUCUUUCUAAAAACAGCACUUGCCUAAUAAAGAUAUGGGGCUUGCGCGUACACUGUUGGCCUUUUCCACACUAUAAAUACUCUCGCUGGAGAUCAUACAGGGUUUGCCUGUUUCAGGUUUGUAUCUCGUACGCACUCUCUACAGCAGACAGGACGGAUAUUGACUCUGCAUUACAGGAUUGAAGGAGCCUAAUCUUCUCUAAGGAUGCCCAGAGUAGACGCAGACCUCAAGCUAGACUUUAAAGAUGUCCUUUUCAGGCCAAAGAGGAGCAGCCUUAAAAGCAGAUCAGAGGUAGAUCUGGUACGCACGUUUACAUUCCGCAACUCCAAACAGACCUAUACUGGGAUCCCUAUUAUUGCAGCUAAUAUGGACACUGUAGGUACAUUUGAAAUGGCAAAAGCUUUGAGCAAGCAAACAUUAUUUACUGCAAUUCACAAGCAUUAUUCAUUAGAAGACUGGAAGAAUUUUGCAUCUACGUCGCCUGAAUGUCUUGAGCACGUAGCAGCAAGUUCUGGAAGUAGUCAAGCUGAUCUUGACAAGCUGAGCAGCAUCCUGGAAGGCAUUCCUCUUAUUAAAUACAUUUGCUUGGAUGUAGCUAAUGGAUAUUCUGAACACUUUGUUGAGUUUGUGAAGAAAGUACAUGCCAAAUUUCCACAUCACACUAUUAUGGCUGGAAAUGUGGUUACAGGUGAAAUGGUGGAGGAGCUCAUUCUUUCGGGAGCUGACAUAAUAAAAGUUGGAAUUGGACCAGGUUCCGUCUGUACAACCAGGAUAAAAACAGGUGUUGGCUAUCCCCAGUUAAGUGCUGUGAUUGAAUGUGCAGACUCUGCUCAUGGAUUAAAAGGACACAUUAUUUCAGAUGGUGGCUGCAGUUGUCCAGGAGAUGUUGCCAAAGCAUUUGGGGCUGGAGCAGACUUUGUAAUGCUGGGAGGAAUGUUUGCUGGCCAUGAUCAGUGUUCAGGAGAAAUCACAGAGAAAAAUGGAAAGAAAGUAAUGCUCUUCUAUGGUAUGAGUUCAGACACCGCAAUGAAGAAGCAUGCUGGUGGAGUAGCUGAAUACAGGGCAUCUGAAGGCAGGACAGUGGAAGUCUCAUACAAAGGAGAUGUGGAGAAUACUGUUCGGGACGUCUUGGGAGGACUGAGAUCCACUUGCACAUAUGUCGGAGCUGCCAAACUGAAAGAGUUAAGCAGAAGGACAACUUUUAUUCGAGUUACUCAACAAUUCAACCAGAUGUUUUCUUAAUGUAUAUGCAGUCUCCAUAUUGUUCUCAGCAUAAAGCGUCCAGUUUUUAAUUCCACAAAACAUUUCCUUGGAAAGGGAUAAACAUUUUCCAGUAUUCUACUACAACCAAGUAAACUUAAAAGGCCAUACAUCACUGAAAAACUACAACCCUCAGCAUGCCACAAGUUGUCCAGGCAUGCUGACAGAUGUAGUUCUGCUACUGUUGGAGAUGCAGGACGUCACCAUAUUCUCCUUAUUUCUGUUUUCCAUCUUGCCAAACCUUCAGGACUUUAGUAACCGUACAUAGAGCCAGUUCAUAGACAGUGCAGACAGCAUCUAUGUAACAUAUUUUUAUUUAUUUUACAGACAAGUAUAUAUUUAUUUAUUUCCCAUUUUAGAAUCUUCUCUUUACUUUUACAGGUUGACUCACUAUUAUGAUUGUGCAUUGCCCUCAUUUACUAUUGAAAACUCGACAUGUUUUGCUGGGCCGUGCGCCAGGUGGUGGCGCACUGCGCCAGAAAUUCUGGCGAAGACAGAUUUUCUGUGCCAGAAAUGAGAAAAACCCGUCUAACUCUCCAUUUUACUGAGAAAACCUGAAAAAGGGGCGUGACCAUCAGGGAAAAGGGGCGUGGUCACGACAUUUUCAUAAAAAAAACAACAUAUUUACUAUGGUUUCCACAGAAAAUGUGGUGGAUUUGAGCUGAGGAAAACCCUACACAUCAGAGCAUGUGUAAAAAAUAAAAAGCAAAAUGUAGGGAAAAGUGGAAAAUGCCGUGGAAUUUUUUUUUUUUUUUUUUUAGGGAAUUAAAACCCACAAAGAAACCUACACUCCAUUCUUAGUAAAUCAGAGCCAAUAUAUGCAGUAACUUCUGUCACAGAAAUGUGCGUUCAUGUACUUAAACUACGUUAGAUCCGGUCUGCCAAUAGAUGGUCAUUGUUGGCCAUUUUGUGGCCUUAAAGGGAAAUUUCCCCUUAGAAUCAUGUUCAGAAACAUCAUGGGUCACGUCAUAUUAUGUGGUCAUGUUGUCAUGCCAUUGUCUCUGCCCUGGUGUCCUCGUGUUACCAUGCAAGGUUUUUUAAUUAUUUGUGGCAUCAAAACAUUGUUAUUACAUUUUAAAAGAGGAAUUUAUAAUAAUCAUAAUUUGUUUCACAAUGUUUUUCUUUUACACACUGGUAAAAAGGUUGAUAAAACAUACAAAAUAGCCAAUAAAACCUGCUAUAUAGAAUUUGUGCACAUUCACUUUUUUUC
Hyla sarda is the source of this 2551-nucleotide messenger RNA. It is a transcript of the gene GMPR, whose product is annotated as guanosine monophosphate reductase. The transcript has 9 exons. The coding region runs from base 286 to 1323 and encodes 345 amino acids. The record is from RefSeq and is a predicted model, not a curated record. Gene Ontology annotation, cellular component: GMP reductase complex. Lineage: Eukaryota; Metazoa; Chordata; Amphibia; Anura; Hylidae. Gene Ontology annotation, molecular function: GMP reductase activity. Gene Ontology annotation, biological process: nucleotide metabolic process.